This is a messenger RNA of Psammomys obesus (fat sand rat), 875 nucleotides long. RefSeq names its product collagen alpha-1(XIII) chain-like. The coding region runs from base 480 to 875 and encodes 131 amino acids. Lineage: Eukaryota; Metazoa; Chordata; Mammalia; Rodentia; Muridae. The transcript has 3 exons. The record is from RefSeq and is a predicted model, not a curated record.
UCAUCCGAUCCGCGCGGCCGCGCCGGCUGUGUCAAGUUACAGAGGCGCCGGAAUCGGCCCCAGCGCGGCUCACUGCGGCCACGACCCACCUUUGCCCAUGGGGCCCUGCAUGCGCGCCCCUUCGCCCGGGGACUGACAGCCGCUCUCACUGGGAGACGCAAAAAACCCAGAAGGACCCCGAGCGUCGCACCAACCCGAGGACUCUGAAGAGGGAGCGGGGCCAGAUCCCCAACUUGGAACAUUCUUCGAAAUCACUUUUUUUUCCUACUUUGGCGUACCCCGUUCGCGCCUGCUGGUGGCUCUUGGCUGUCCCUGACUCCGACUGCUCAUUUUCUGUCCUCUUUGGAGAGCAAAGGAAAGGGACGUUCUCCAGCCACGCUGGUCUCCUUUCCCCCUGCCUAGCAGCUUGGACCACGCCUCUUGGAUCUCGUUUUUAUUUAUUCUAUUUAUUUAUUUAUUGGCUCUCAAGACGCGAGGGGAUGGUGGCGGAGCGCGCCCGCAAAGCGGCAGCCUCCGGUACCCGCGGCCCUGGGGAGCUGGGCGCGCCCGGGCCCGGGACUGUUGCGCUGGCGGAGCAGUGCGCGAGGCUGCCGAGCCCCGGGUGCUGCGGACUGCUGGCGUUGGCGCUGUGCUCGCUGGCUCUCAGCCUGCUUGCCCACUUUCGGACCGCCGAGUUGCAGGCCCGGGUGCUGCGCCUGGAAGCGGAGCGCGGGGAGCAGCAGAUGGAGAAGGCUAUUUUGGGAAGAGUCAACCAACUGCUGGACGAGAAAUGGAAGUUCUACUCACGCAGGCGCCGGGAGGCCCCGAAGAUGUCUCCAGGAUGCAACUGCCCACCAGGUGACGCCUACUGUGUGCAAGCAGUAGGCGCCUCAUAG